UCCGUCCCAGUUGCUGACGAUUUGGGUCUGCACCGGAAGUGCCUGUGCAGCAGAUGUGGUACCUACUGAGUGCUGUUUCGGUCGCUCUCCCGUCUUUCCCCGGCUGGGUAUUUGCGUCGCACCAUGGCGCCCAAGGGCAAAGUGGGCACGAGAGGGAAGAAGCAGAUAUUUGAGGAGAACAAAGAGACCUUGAAGUUCUACCUGCGAAUCAUACUGGGGGCCAAUGCCAUUUACUGUCUUGUCACCCUGGUCUUCUUCUACUCAUCUGCUUCAUUUUGGGCCUGGAUGGCCCUGGGCUUUAGUCUGGCAGUAUAUGGGGCCAGCUACCACUCUAUGAGCUCGAUGGCAAGGGCAGCCUUCUCUGAGGAUGGGGCCCUGAUGGAUGGUGGAAUGGAUCUCAACAUGGAGCAGGGCAUGGCAGAGCACCUUAAAGAUGUGAUCCUGCUGACAGCUAUUGUGCAGGUGCUCAGCUGCUUCUCCCUCUACAUCUGGUCCUUCUGGCUUCUGGCGCCGGGCAGAGCCCUUUACCUCCUGUGGGUCAAUGUACUGGGCCCUUGGUUCACAGCAGACAGUGGCGCCCCAGCGCCAGAGCACAACGAGAAACGGCAGCGCCGACAGGAGCGGCGGCAGAUGAAGCGGUUAUAGCCACUGACAUUGUGGCUACAGGUUUCUGGGCCCCGGGUGGCUCUAUCAGGCUGCAUGGCCCCCGUGCCAGGAGCAAUGAGGGCCUAGUCCAAGGGCCAAAGGCAGUCUAAGGUAUAGGACUGGUGAAUAAAUGGCUUACAAUGUG
This is a messenger RNA of Balaenoptera acutorostrata (minke whale), 790 nucleotides long. It is a transcript of the gene TMEM208, whose product is annotated as transmembrane protein 208. The record is from RefSeq and is a predicted model, not a curated record. Gene Ontology annotation, cellular component: intracellular membrane-bounded organelle. Lineage: Eukaryota; Metazoa; Chordata; Mammalia; Artiodactyla; Balaenopteridae. The transcript is spliced from 6 exons. Gene Ontology annotation, biological process: vacuolar protein processing. Bases 124 to 645 code for a protein of 173 amino acids.